AAAAAUUAGAUCGAAUUGCCUCAAAAUCAAACUUUAGACACCACAUGCAAUGAUCUCAUGGAUCAGGAAUAUUUUGCAGGUGUUAAAGAAAGUACUGUGGUAGUUUUUGUUGCUGUUUAGUGUUUUGGGAAAAAAUCAAAUAAAAUGUGGCUUUUACCCCGGGGGAGGGGGUGGGCCUUUAGCCCCGUUGGUCCUUAAGUCAUAUUUGUACAUGUAAUGUGAUUGUAUCAGUAUUAGACAUUUAGGAAUAUACAACAACUCGGCUAACAAGUGCUUUCGUAACAUGGUGUUGCCGUGACGACUGAACGUGAUUUUCUUCCUCCUCCUCUCACAGCCCACGAGCUGAUUCUAUGAUGUGGUGUGUGCAUAAGUCAGUCUGGUGCUUCUGCUUGUAUACCGUUAUUUGGUCGGCCUGCACGUUUUGUUCGAUUAUGAUACACUCAUGUUUAUGUAUUCAUCUUCUCCAAAAAAAUCUUCUUAGACACAUUCCGGUCAGGAAACGGGUUCAAAGUCUUGUGAUAAAGUAGCUAUUUUUGUGAGUUUACCUUCAGGCCACCGGGGUAGAUUCCCACAGUGAUGUCUGUUUUGAGCCGUUAUUUAUGUUUCAAUGGACACUGAACCUGUCGCUCUGCGAAGCCUCAGUAUUGUUUUGAUACUAGAAACAGAAAGGGGGUGUGGGAUGCGCUGUAGGACGCAUGCUCGCUCCUCUCUUCAUCCGGGUACCUGCCGUUGACCGUGGGUACAGAGGCGGGAAAUGGCGUCCAGAGGUGCUGGGAGGACAGAGGUGAAGCUCGUCUGAAAAGACGUGAACAAGAACCGGCGUUAGAUUGCGGCGGUCGUCGCUACCGCAACUGUGAAAUCGACCGUUAUCCAGCGAACAGAUCCCCCAGAGCUUCAUCCAUCUUACAUGUGACUCUCAACAAAAUGAGGCUGAGAAUGCGCAAGGCUUCUCAGCAGCCAAACCUCGCUCGCAGGCCCCACCCAGCCCCGACCAAACGGAAGCACUCUGAGGUGGAGGAGUGCUCAGGUGAAAGGAAGGGCCUUCUGUCCAGCAUCAAGAAAAUCAUCCACGGAAGUUCCAUCAAGGUAGAGCACGAGAAUCCAGCUAAGAGGAAUCGUUUGAGCUGCGAGCUGAUCACCUCCACACCGCAGAGGAACAACUUGCCAAGGAAAAGCAUUUACAGAGCCCGUAGAAGCUCCAUCAAUGGAGAAACCACAAACCAUGACACGAGUAAGCCUAAUGGGAUGUUGGAAGACUGUGAGGAGGUUGUGAGCAGCCCGCCCCGCACCACCCUGCUUGGAACCAUCUUCUCUCCUGUCUUCAGCUUCUUCUCACCAGCAAAUAAAAAUGGCUCAGAUUCUCCAGGCCAGGCAGUGGAGGCAGAAGAGAUUGUGAAGCAGUUGGAAUUGGAGCAAGUAGAAGAGAUGCCCGCCAGUACUGCCAUAUCUAGAGAGCCCAUGGGUGUCUCUCUCUACACCAGUGCCAUGCCCUCACACCUAAAGCCUCAACUCCCCACUCACACAUCUGCAGAGGAUGACGAUGACACCCUGCACUCUGACCUGCCUCCUCUCACAGCUCCUGGCUCUCCUCCAACAGGGGGGUAUGUGGACGCAUCAAUGCCUGUCCCAGCUGAAGGAUCAUAUGAGGAGGAGUGGGAAGUUUUUGACCCGUAUUUUUUCAUCAAACAUGUACCUCCGCUAACAGAAGAGCAGCUAACUCGAAAACCUGCACUCCCUCUUAAGACUCGCAGCACUCCCGAAUUCUCCCUGGUGCUUGACCUGGAUGAAACCCUUGUCCAUUGUAGCUUGAAUGAGCUUGAGGAUGCAGCACUAACCUUUCCUGUCCUCUUCCAAGAUGUAAUUUACCAGGUUUAUGUGCGAUUGAGGCCAUUCUUCAGAGAGUUUCUUGAACGCAUGUCUCAAAUUUAUGAGAUCAUUCUCUUCACUGCCUCCAAGAAAGUUUAUGCAGACAAAUUGCUGAAUAUUCUCGAUCCGAAGAAACAGCUGGUGCGGCACCGAUUAUUCCGUGAGCACUGUGUCUGUGUACAAGGAAACUACAUCAAGGAUCUGAAUAUUCUAGGACGAGAUCUGUCCAAGACCAUAAUUAUUGAUAACUCACCACAAGCCUUUGCUUAUCAGCUCUCCAAUGGAAUUCCUAUUGAGAGUUGGUUUAUGGACAAGAAUGAUAAUGAGCUUCUGAAGCUGGUCCCUUUCUUGGAGAAUCUGGUGGAAUUGAAUGAGGAUGUGCGACCACAUGUCCGUGACCGGUUUCGGCUGCAUGACCUCCUUCCCCCUGACUGACUCAUAGUGGGACAGUAAUAAAGACAAUAAAUGCAGAUAUAUGCUUUGGAUAACAGCAUCAUUGCCAUUACUUUUUAAAUUAACUUUUUCCCCCCACAUUUUCUUUACUAUGAUAACAGCAAAACACAAAUGGCAAACGUUUUUGACUCCCUUUGUGCCCUCCAAUCAGAGGAUUUUGAAGUGGUUGUGUGGUAUCUUCAGUCAUUUCAUCCAGUACAAAGUGAAUGUGUAGCAUUCAGAAGAGAAGAGGUGCUGCAAUGGGAUUGGUUGACACUGUUGGGCUUUUGACCAAUUUCAACAGGAAUGGCCAGUAAGAAAAGCAUAUGGUUUGACACAAGUUAGUUCUUUGUGAUUGAAUGAUUUCCCCCCCAAGGUUCAUUUUUAAUAUAUUCGUUAAGCAUUCCUCUCCAUCUCGGUGUUUGUUUUGGUUGGUGUUUACUUUAAAAUAAUGGUUUCUCAACUCCUGGCUUGUCUUGUUUGCCAAAAUGUGUUCAUUCUCAAAGUGCAAAAUUUUAAUAUUGUUCUAUUCUUGAAUUGUGUGUUUGGUUUCACGAAGCCAAGAGGAAUCGUUCUCUUUUUAUAAGGAGUGACUGAAGUAGAAUGGUUUAAACCGUAGUGAUGGCUGAUUCAUAUAAAAUGGAUUUGUAGUGACUAAAUAAUUAAAUUCUUCUAAAAGAAUUUCCCUUACAUCAGAGCCCAGCAACUUAGUAUUGUCUCUCCACAUAUUCUUACACUUUGUAAGAACUAACAACAACAAAGAUCUAAUGUAAGUUGUUAAUUAGUAGCACCAUGUAAGGGUUUAAAAUACUAUUUAUCAGCUAUUGUUACCUUUUUAUAAUUUUGUACUUAUUGUUUUCAUAUUUAGCCUGUGUAUUUUUUGUUUUAUUUUUAUUUUUAAUUUUUUUAUUACUGGUUUUCUUCAAGAAACAUCACCACAAAUGCAUUGUUUUAGUGUUAGAUUACAAGCAAGUAUUUCAUGUUAAAUAUUACAGCUAAUGUAGCAUUUACCCUGAGCUAAUCUAUUCUAACUGAACUGCAAAUGAAUGGAUAGAAGGCUGUAUCCUGGAAGAGCCCUGUUUAUAGCACCAGCAUAACAGCAAGUCUCGUCGCUGUUGUUUAAACCUAACUGCCUGUAGUUCUGGCUUUUCUUCUAUACUGGGAUUCUUGGGGAGUUAGCUAUGUCAAGAAGUAUUUUGUGAGGUAAUCUAGAUGAAUGAGUGUGUGUUUGUCUGGGGAAGAAUGAGAAAUUUAUAUAUAUAUAUAUAUAUAUAUAUAUAUAUAUAUAUAUAUAUAUAUAUAUAUAUAUAUAUAUAUAUAUUCUCCUCUCCACCCCUCUCAUGUUGCCUUUCAAUUUCACAUUUGUAGGUAAUACUUAAGAUUGAGUAACACAGAUUAAGAUACAAUAGUGCCAUUCAGGGUGAGUAAAGCAGGGCCAGGCUUAUUUUAUUUCCCUCUCUCGUUUUCUGCUGUAUGUCCUGCUAUGCGUUGUGUUUUGUAUUGGAAAUGAACAUGUUCACUUUCUUACUCAUGCCGCUGGUGCCAUUUCUGCUCUUUGUGUACAGUGUGCUCUUUAAACUGGGUCAUUCUUAGUAAUAGACAAUCACUAAUUACAUCAUUUGUCUACAUUGGAUUGUGACCAUGUCAUAGCAAUUUGUUGUUCUAAAUACAUUUUACAUUUUUUAAUUUUGCCUUUUGGUUGAAGUGUCUUUAGAAAAAAAAAAAAAAAGAAAGAGAGAUCUUCCUCUUGCUCUUAUGUAGUAGAAAAAAAUGGCUGUGUCCAUUUAGUGUUUUCUUACCAUUUUUAAAAUGUAAAAUUUUAUUGGAAGGUGUUCAUACUGUAAUUCUCAAUAUUCCAUGGUACAUCCCAAUUUAGAGGGGAGGGGGUCCCAAGGAUCCUGCUCUACUGACAAGCUGCCCAAAUGCUCUGUAUUUUUAGAAUGAAUUGGUGAUGGUUAUACAUACAGCAGCAUAUGGUAACACAGUAUGUAAUACACAUGAGUAGCAUUUUAUUAUGGUCAAGUAUUCUUUGUCACUACAUGCUGAAUCUUCAAAAGAUGUUAAAAUUAAAGGGAAAUGGGUUGCAACUACUUUUAGGCCCUGGCACUUUCUUACAAAGACAGAACUGUUUUAUAUGAAUGCUCUUUGACAUUCAUGUUAUAAGUAGUAAAGGAUGAUGGAGAGGUUUGUUUCAUUUGUACACCCAUUUCAUUGUAAUAUACAUUACUUUUUUUGUCAAAUGCAUAUUGUACCAAAUACAUGUAGCUUCAUGAAAAAAACUUUAAAGGAUAAUCUUUUUGUAUUUUGAUUUUAUAUUCCAAAAGGCAUGUCAUAUCUAUUUUUCAAAAUGUAUUCAUUUUCCAAUGUAUUAUUGCAGAUCUAACUUGACAUCAGAUGGAUUUUUUUUAACUACUAUAUCUGUGUAUAUAGUUAGCACAAUCACGAAACAUUCUCAGCAUGUAAAAAGCCUGUUAUAUAAGUUGAGAAUUUAAUUAAGGCACUUUGUUUUGCAGAUGAAUGUUUCAGGUUUAUUUUCUACUUUACGUUUUCAGAAGCCAUGUGGCUGCCUAUUGUCCUUGAGCUGCAUUGGAAAAACACUCAAGGGUAAAUGUCAUUUUCUGAAAUGUGUUAUUUAAGAUUGUUCAUAUAAUUGAAAUUAAGUCUUUGGAAAUGUGCAUGCUCUAUUCUGUUAAUGUUGGCUUAUGUCAUAACAACAUGUUAGAUACUUUAGAA
Myxocyprinus asiaticus (Chinese sucker) is the source of this 5031-nucleotide messenger RNA. It is a transcript of the gene ctdspl2b, whose product is annotated as CTD (carboxy-terminal domain, RNA polymerase II, polypeptide A) small phosphatase like 2b. The record is from RefSeq and is a predicted model, not a curated record. The transcript is spliced from 13 exons. Lineage: Eukaryota; Metazoa; Chordata; Actinopteri; Cypriniformes; Catostomidae. The coding region runs from base 925 to 2301 and encodes 458 amino acids. Gene Ontology annotation, molecular function: phosphoprotein phosphatase activity.